AUGGGACUGAGGGAAAACAUGGCUGGCAAGGGCUUCUCCUUCUGGGUCUGGCUGGACAACAUCAUUGACCUUGUAAAAAAGUACAUCCUGGCCCUCUGGAAUGAAGGGUACAUCAUGGGCUUCAUCAGUAAGGAGCGGGAGCGCGCCAUCUUGAGCACCAAGCCUCCAGGCACCUUCCUGCUGAGGUUCAGCGAAAGCAGCAAAGAAGGAGGCGUCACCUUCACCUGGGUGGAGAAGGACAUCAGCGGCAAGACCCAGAUCCAGUCGGUGGAGCCGUACACCAAGCAGCAGCUGAACAACAUGUCAUUUGCCGAGAUCAUCAUGGGCUAUAAGAUCAUGGAUGCCACCAACAUCCUGGUGUCACCGCUGGUCUAUCUCUAUCCCGACAUCCCCAAGGAGGAGGCCUUCGGGAAGUAUUGUCGGCCAGAGAGCCAGGAGCAUCCUGAAGCUGACCCAGAGGACCUGGAGCUCCAAGUGCGGUCCUUUUGA
Molecule: messenger RNA, 489 nt
Organism: Carlito syrichta (Philippine tarsier)
Lineage: Eukaryota; Metazoa; Chordata; Mammalia; Primates; Tarsiidae
Product: signal transducer and activator of transcription 3-like
Exons: 5
Coding region: 1-489 (162 amino acids)
Biological process (GO): defense response; cell surface receptor signaling pathway via JAK-STAT; regulation of cell population proliferation
Molecular function (GO): DNA-binding transcription factor activity, RNA polymerase II-specific; RNA polymerase II cis-regulatory region sequence-specific DNA binding
Source: RefSeq, a predicted model, not a curated record